Messenger RNA from Dracunculus medinensis (Guinea worm), 609 nucleotides. The record is from the annotation of a GenBank genome assembly. NCBI's taxonomy places the organism in Eukaryota, Metazoa, Nematoda, Chromadorea, Rhabditida, Dracunculidae.
AUGUUAAUUUUAUUAUUAAAUUGCUUCAUUGUUUAUUGUUUAGCGCAAAAUUUUGAAAUUGGUGAUAAUGCGACAAUUAAAGGAUGUUCAAGUCAUUGUUCAAUGCACGAUAUCGACCUUUCUUGUUGGAAUCAAACAUUAAAUUUUUAUGAACAAAUAUUAUUUUCUCAAAUGAAAUUUUAUAUUGCAGUUCAAAUAAAUAUUGAUCGUUGGCAUCGUAGGCGUUUUCCUAAAUAUGUAUCGAAUUUCUCUCAGAUUAAACUUGACACUAUUCAUAAUUUGAACUCUUUGGUCGCUAAAGGUGGUAUUAUCGACAAUAAUACUAUUGUUACCGUGGUAAAUGCAUUGGUUGACCAAGUACAAAAAAAUAGUCGCACCGUCGAGAGUCAUAAAACUCACAUCGCUUGCCCAUUGCCCUGCGAAUAUAAAUCAAAGUUAUGGCGAUAUCUUUUUAUCGCUUCAUGUGCGCUUAAUAUUUUAUUGGCAAUAUUAGGACUUCAAAUUACCAGUGUGAGAUGGGUGACGGCUCUUAUUUGUCAUUUUGUUUGUAUUAUUGCAAAUGUUCUUUAUGGUAAUUCACGUGGCUUUAUUGAACUACGAGAUUCUUGA